GACAAUUUUGAAUACGAAAUAAAUAUACAUAUUAUAAAAUAAAUCGCACACAGUCAAAAUGAAUAGUAAUAUUACUUCACGUUUCGAUAUGGCCGCAGAGAUUGCGACCAUAGCAUUGGACGAAUUCAAAUCGCACCAUGUGCAUCGAAACUACACUGGACUGAUACAGCGUUACUAUCAUUUGGUCGAGCAAGAUUUCGGUGAUCCCCGCGCCACACGCUUUCCCCUCAUGGAGCAUCCCCUUUACACAUUCGGUUUAGUUGCCAUCUACCUGUCUUGGGUCCUCGUAAUAGGCCCCAUGUUCAUGCGCGACAAAAAACCAUUUCAACUGCGACGCACAUUGGUCAUCUACAAUGCCUUUCAGGUGGCGUUAAGCGCAUACAUGUUCUACGAGCACCUGAUGGCAGGUUGGCUGACCAAUUACAAUUUGAAGUGUGAACCCGUAGACUACUCAGAUAGUCCAAUGUCGAAGCGGAUGUUAAAUCUGUGCUACAUUUACUACCUCUCGAAACUGACCGAAUUCGCUGACACAAUAUUCUUUGUGCUGCGGAAAAAAUCGUCACAAAUAACGUGGUUGCAUGUGUAUCAUCAUUCGGUGACGCCACUGGAAACUUGGGUGUUAGUCAAAUUUUUGGCUGGUGGCAAUGCGACAUUCCCCAAUCUGCUCAACAACUUCGUGCAUGUUUGCAUGUAUUUCUACUACAUGAUGUCGGCCAUGGGGCCAGAAUAUGCCAAAUAUCUGUGGUGGAAGAAGUAUAUGACUGAACUGCAAAUCGCUCAAUUCGUGCUCUGCAUUGUGCACACCACCCGCGCUCUCGUCAGCUCCCAAUGCCAAUUCUCGAAAUUCAUAUCCUGCCUGCUGUUACUCAAUGCUUCAAUUUUCUUCUGCCUCUUCAUGAACUUCUACAUGGCCAGCUAUAAGAAAUCACAAAGUCUAAAGCUGAACAAUGCCGCUAUGGUGAAUGGUGUGAAUGGUGUGAAUGGCGUGGUGCCAAAGCAAAAUGGUAACUGCGCGUUAGCAACGAAGAAAAUUGUAGAAAUGAACAACAACACCAUGGAAACGAUAGAUGCAAUUGGAUUAUUGGCGUUGAAGGAAAAACUGAAUUAAAUAAAUCGAAGCCAAAUGGAUGAAGACAAAUAUGAAGUUGCACAAUUGUAAAUAAAUUACCUAGGGUAUAUAUGUAUGUAUGUUUAUACAAUUAUUUGUAAAAAAUAUUUACGUGCAGCAUAUAUUAGUACCUUAAAGUAGUCUAUUGUUGCAUGCAACUGCUUAUUGGCCAUAAGUAGCAGAGAUAUUAAUGUGUUUGUUCAUUUGUUUUGUAGAAGAAGAAGUGUGGAAAAUAUUUAUGUAUGCAAAUACGUACGUACAUAUAAGGUGAAAAUAUGCGAUUUCAAAAGAAUCGAAUCUUUUUUCACCCGCCUUAGACUUGAAAUUUUGCACCAGGAAUUAUGCACAAAGUUGUUUUUUGUUUUGUUUUUAGGUUUUCAAAGAAAGUUCAUUCCCACUAAAUGCACCGGAAAAUUAAUAAAACAGCGAAAAGAAAAAAAAAAACUGUUUGUAAAUAAAUAAUGCAUAGCUCCUUGCGACUGAAGUGAUAUUAAAGCUGUACUCUCAUACCACAUGCAGAUGGAGAUGCUUUGAAGAGUGUGCUAAAUUUCAGUUUAUCAAUGUAAGCUCAACAAAAUUUGAACACUUAACCAAGCUCAAGUCAAAAUUAAAUGUUAGCCGUCAUUGUGUUGCUUUAUAUUCUUAUUGCCACAUUCAAAUAAGUUUCAUGCUUGUAUGGAAUGGCCCUGAGUAUGUAUCAACAUUAUGACUUCACUCGACUCAAUUCGACUCAAACUCGAGAUACAGAUACAUAAAUAUGUAAGUACGUGAUUCGACUAUGAAUGUAUGUACACUCCAUAAAAGUAAAAGUUGGCUUAAAAACCAUGCCGUUGUAUGUUGUUUUCCUUUGAAUUUAAACUAUCGUGCUCAAGGAAAAAGCUCUAAAC
This is a messenger RNA of Rhagoletis pomonella (apple maggot), 1995 nucleotides long. Its product is annotated as elongation of very long chain fatty acids protein 7. Lineage: Eukaryota; Metazoa; Arthropoda; Insecta; Diptera; Tephritidae. The record is from RefSeq and is a predicted model, not a curated record. Bases 59 to 1108 code for a protein of 349 amino acids. Gene Ontology annotation, cellular component: endoplasmic reticulum membrane. Gene Ontology annotation, molecular function: fatty acid elongase activity. The transcript has 6 exons. Gene Ontology annotation, biological process: very long-chain fatty acid biosynthetic process; sphingolipid biosynthetic process; fatty acid elongation, polyunsaturated fatty acid.